GAUAACUUAUCGAAAUUUAACGAUACCUAAUACCUAUAGCCUGUAAUCUACAGUGGGUAUUGCUAUUGCAUGUUCAUAAAUACUGUUUCAGUUGAUUCGUAACCACGCCGCGUCUUUGCAUUCAUUUUUGUGUCGUUGUUUAAUUUAAUUUAUGUAUUUGCAUUAAAUAAUUAUGGAAUAUAAAAUUGAAAUUUUUGGUACAAAAUUAUUAAUUGACAAUUUUAUCAUGAUUAAAAACAAAAACCGUAAAAAUAAAUAUUAUUGGGAAUGUGAAAAGAGGAAACAUACUAAACGGCAUAAUAGUAAUAAUGAAUAUUGUAAUGCAAGAGCAGUAACAAUUCUUGUUGAUGGUAAUCAUAUUGUUAAAGAUAAUUCUUUUUUAAAUCACAACCAUGGGCCUGACCCAUGCCGAUUGUUGGUAAAGAAAAACAUAAAAUAUAUUGUUUCAAAAGCUCUGUCUUCGAGAGAUAAACCUUCGCAAAUAAUACAGGAAGCAACGAGUCGCAUCCCCGUCAAUUCUCAGCCAUACAUGCCAUCAGUUGAAGCAACGCGAAAAAUUAUUUCACGGUGUAGAAAACAUCAGAAUCCACCAGAACCAACAAGUCUUUCACAAAUAGAUAUUCCUCUUAACUUAUGUAAGUCUUUUAAUGGUCAAACAUUUUUACUAAAAGAAAGUACUAUUGAGAGUCACAAAAUAUAUAUUUUUUCUACUAAAGAUGAAAUAUCAAAACUUGUCAAUGCCAAUUAUUGGGUUAUGGAUGGUACAUUUAAAACUGUGCCAAGUAUAUUUUUACAAAUGUACACUAUACAUGCACCUGUUGGUGGAAAUAAUUCUAGAAUUUUGCCAUUAGUAUAUGUUUUAAUGACCAGUAAACAACAAUGUUGUUACGAACGUUUAUUCGAAGACCUAAUAUCAAUUUGUGAUGAUUUCGGUUUCGAUGUUUCACCAAAAUGUAUUAUAACAGAUUUCGAAAAAGCUGCAAUUAAUGCAGCUAAUAAAGUAUUUCCAGAAUGCCAACAAAAAGGGUGUUUUUUUCAUUUAGGCCAAAAUAUUUGGCGAAAAAUCCAGUCUAGUGGAUUGGCUACUAAAUAUGGAGAAAAUGAAGAAUUUAGUUUACAACUUCGAUGUAUGUGGUCACUUGCAUUUUUACACCCAUCAGAUAUACCUAAUGCUUUUGAUCAAUUGAAAGAUUCAUUACCCUAUGACAUUCAAAAUUACUUUGAAGAAAAUUACGUGCAUGGAAAAGUACGAAGGAAAUUUAGAAAUGGAAUAGUAUCUCGAUAUGAGCCAUUGUUUCCACCAUCAUUUUGGUCAAUACAUUUCAAUCAUGAAAACAAUAUUCCAAGGACACAAAACAAAGUCGAAGCAUGGCACAAAAGAUGGAAAGUAUUAGUAGGAGCUGAUCACGUUGGGGUGUAUCGUAUAAUUGAGGAAAUGAGAAAAGAGCAACAACACGUUGUGGGGCAAAUUCAAAUUAUUUUAUCCGGACAAGCAAGGCCAAAACAAAGUUCAAAGUACGUAAAACGUCAAAACCAAAUUCAAACUAUUCUAAAUGAUAAAGAAAACAGAACAACCCUCGAGACAAUAAGAGGUAUUGCAUACAAUUUGCACUAUUAAUUUUUAUUUAUUAACAUUUAACUAUAUAACAUA
Messenger RNA from Acyrthosiphon pisum (pea aphid), 1651 nucleotides. RefSeq lists its product as uncharacterized. The coding region runs from base 173 to 1618 and encodes 481 amino acids. Lineage: Eukaryota; Metazoa; Arthropoda; Insecta; Hemiptera; Aphididae. The record is from RefSeq and is a predicted model, not a curated record. The transcript is spliced from 2 exons.